Molecule: messenger RNA, 1042 nt
Organism: Seriola dumerili (greater amberjack)
Lineage: Eukaryota; Metazoa; Chordata; Actinopteri; Carangiformes; Carangidae
Gene: ppil3
Product: peptidylprolyl isomerase like 3
Exons: 6
Coding region: 37-522 (161 amino acids)
Biological process (GO): protein peptidyl-prolyl isomerization; protein folding
Cellular component (GO): catalytic step 2 spliceosome
Molecular function (GO): peptidyl-prolyl cis-trans isomerase activity
Source: RefSeq, a predicted model, not a curated record
UCUCCGACACACUUGUUCGCAGACGCAGGGUUUGAAAUGGCUGUUACCCUUCACACAGAUCUAGGAGAAAUUAAAAUUGAAUUGUUCUGUGAGCGCACACCGAGAACAUGCGAGAACUUCCUUGCUUUGUGUGCCAGUGGGUUCUACAAUGGUUGCAACUUCCACAGAAAUAUUAAAGGCUUCAUGGUUCAAACUGGAGAUCCUACGGGCACAGGCAAAGGAGGAACAAGCAUAUGGGGCCGCAAAUUUGAAGAUGAGUUCAGUGAGCACUUAAAACACAAUGUGAGGGGAGUGGUCUCAAUGGCUAAUAAUGGCCCUAACACGAAUGGCUCCCAGUUUUUCUUCACAUAUGCCAAACAGCCUCAUCUGGACAUGAAGUACACAGCAUUUGGAAAGAUUAUUGAUGGCCUGGAAACACUGGAUGAACUAGAGAAACUGCCUGUCAAUGAAAAGACGUUUCGACCGCUGACUGAAACCCGGAUAAAGGAUGUCACCAUUCAUGCUAACCCUUUUGCUGGAUAGCCGACUUGGACCUCAAGGCCUUUAACAUAGCCAUUACUCUGAUUUUUUUUUUUUUUCCAACAAGCAAAGUGAUACAAUGUAUGGUACCUUGCCAAAGUUAAAUAAGCAAAUUGAUGAGAAAGCCCCCAGACAUCAACAAUUGACAGGACACUGACAGACCCUGCGAAAUGCUAAGUUGAAUAAACAAGAUUAAGUUUUUACACCACACUUUUCCGAUAGAUAUGACCUAGAGUUUAAAUGUCAUUUUAGGUUGUUAUUGUUUUGAUAACCCAACACCUUAGUCACUGAUUUCACAGUUAUAUGCAAAAGCCAGUGGUCUGAUUUCAACAGUUUGUCGCAACAUCUGUGUUGACUUAAUUUUAAGAAAUGGUUUUUCUCCUUUAAAAGCAUGUUGAUAUGUCACAGUCUUUGUAAUGAAGAAGUGCAACUUAUUCUUAACUCAUUCCUUUUCAUGUUUUCACAAUUGACACCAUAAAAAGAAAAGACAUUUCUGGAUGUUUUUUUCUUAAUAGACUGUAAA